Molecule: messenger RNA, 1286 nt
Organism: Gasterosteus aculeatus aculeatus (three-spined stickleback)
Lineage: Eukaryota; Metazoa; Chordata; Actinopteri; Perciformes; Gasterosteidae
Product: parathyroid hormone-related protein-like
Biological process (GO): bone mineralization
Cellular component (GO): extracellular region
Molecular function (GO): hormone activity
Source: RefSeq, a predicted model, not a curated record
UGGGCUUAAGGAUGUGCUCCGUAGUCAUGCUUCAUCAGUGUAGUCUGGCUGUGUUCUUGCUGUGCUCACUAGUGACUCUUGACGGGAGACCGGUUGCUGCACUAAGUAGCAGAACGAAGAGGUCAGUGAGCCACGCCCAGCUGAUGCAUGACAAGAGCCGCUCCUUACAGGAGUUCAAGCGAGGCAUGUGGCUGCAGGAGCUGCUGGAAGAGGUGCACACCGUCAACGAGCGAGCCGUGCACAGCCGAAUCCAAAUCCAGACCUUCAGUGGGAAUACCCUGCACGAGAAGCCCCCCGGGGCUACUAAGAACCUUCCCACUACGUUCAGCCCGGACAUAGAGGGCCCUGCCCUGCCACAGGAGACCAACAAGGCCGUGGCUUACAAGGACCAGCCACUUAAAGUGGCCACCAAGAAAAAAAAGGCGAGGCUGGGCCGCCAUAGAGAGAGCGACGAGAAGCGUACACGUACGCCGUCUGUCACAGCCAAGGAGCCGUGAAGGACUCAGUGACCUGGUUAAGACCUGGUUAAGAGACUCCCGUUUGGAUGGAACUGCACUAAGACACGGACAUAGGUUCAGCGUGACCUGGAGCUGAGAGACUCUACUCAUGGCUGACUUAGUCACUUCAUAUAAUGUCCUGUGUUUGUGCUUGUAUGAUAAUGUUUUGCUGAGUUCAUAUUUUUGAUCAGAACGUUUUUGCAAAUUAUCACAUCUUUUUAGGUCCAUAUUUAUUUUGCAACAUUUGUGAUUUUGACUUCAAAACAAAGCCACAUGUUGUCAUCUCUAACCAACCGAGUGCACGAGUAUUUAUUGCCUGACUAUUAUGUAACUUCAUAAAAUUGGGAGGCCGAGUGGUCUACUUCUUUGUUUGGCUCCAUGUUGACUAUCGUAAACUUACAGUUACUGUGCACACAAACUGUUCACUGCAUACAUCUGUUCAAACCGUUCUACCAUAAUUUAUUUCACUUUGAAAGUGUGUAUUUAUUUUGUGAAUGCAUCAUGGUGCUUCUGACUAAAUUCCAUAAUGCACUUUAGUUAUAUCCUGUACAUGUUCUUUUGUGGUUGAGUUCUAUUUUGAUGUUUCUUUUGGAUGUUUUCUGCAUUACAUCCUCCAUGGACUUGUAACUUAUUGGAUGCUUCAUCAAGUCUACUCACCAUUUCAUAUUAUUUUCACAGAACAAGCUUAAGUCAGGCGCUGUCAGACCCAUUUAAUAUUCUUCACCAAGCACUGAGGGCAUACUGUCCAUGUUUCCAGUUAAUCAAACAUUAAAAGUGUAGCUAAUAGAA